Molecule: messenger RNA, 1182 nt
Organism: Balearica regulorum gibbericeps (East African grey crowned-crane)
Lineage: Eukaryota; Metazoa; Chordata; Aves; Gruiformes; Gruidae
Source: RefSeq, a predicted model, not a curated record
AUGUGCUUUUUCCUCUCCGCUUCUCUGAAUGUGUUGCAGGGCUCCCAGUACGAGCUGAAAGAUAAUCCGGGUGUCCACCCUGCUACCUUUGCUGCCCACACUGCCCCCGGCUAUUAUCCCUACGGACAGUUCCAGUACGGGGACCCGGGGCGGCCCAAAAACGCCACCCGGGAGAGCACCAGCACCCUUAAGGCCUGGCUCAACGAGCACCGCAAGAACCCCUACCCCACCAAGGGCGAGAAGAUCAUGCUGGCCAUCAUCACCAAGAUGACCCUCACCCAGGUCUCCACCUGGUUCGCCAACGCCCGCCGGCGGCUCAAGAAGGAGAACAAGGUGACCUGGGGCUCCAGGAGUAAGGACCAAGAAGAUGCAAACCUCUUCGGGAGUGACAAUGAGGGGGACCCUGAGAAGAAUGAAGAUGACGAGGAAAUCGACCUUGAGAGCAUAGACAUAGAUAAAAUCGACGAGAACGAUGGGGAGCAGAGCAACGAGGAAGAGGAGGAGAAGCCCGAGCUCCUGAGAGAAAGCAGUGAAGAGGAGCACUUGGAAAAGGAGAAGGAUUUGGCACUGUCAGGGCCUGAAGGGCUGAAACCCAAAGACGCGCUGGCCAUGGUGAAGGAGGCCUCUGACAACAGCACACGAAUCAUCAGUCCCGGGGGACAGAACAAUUUACAGAUGCCAUCUCACAGCAAACCCAAGAUUUGGUCUUUGGCAGAGACGGCAACCAGUCCUGACAGUGCCCUGAAAUCUUCUCCCCCUCCACCCCCUCCUCCCCAGGUUAACCACACUUCACAGAUCCAGCAUCCCGCUUUUCUCCCUAGCCAUGGACUCUACACAUGCCAGAUUGGCAAAUUCCACAACUGGACAAAUGGGGCUUUCCUCACUCAGAGUUCCCUGCUAAAUGUGAGGUCCUUUUUGGGAGUAAAUCACCACCACGCUGCUCAUCACAAUCACCACCUCCAGGCCCAGCAACAACCCUCCGUUUUAACAGCAACCCUGGGAGCCCUAAGCGGUGAAAAGCCUUCAGAGAGGACCAGUCCCAAACACAUAGAAAGAGAAAACGUACCGAGAACUGAAUCCCCACCUCAGCCGCUAAAAUCGCCCUUCCAGCCUGUCCGUGACAACUCUUUGGCUCAGCAAGAGGGAACACCGAGAAUUUUAACAGCUCUCCCUUCCGCUUGA